AUGCGCCAAUCGAUUUCCGGUUGGAUUGUAGUGCGGGAAUUUUUGAGAAGCAUCGAGGAUAGCUUGGAAAUAACAACAAAGUCAGCGAGAUGCCCCCUAAAGCCAAGGCAGCAAGGAAGGGCAGAGGACCAGAAAAGAGGAAGCUUGCUGAGGAGUUCCCCCCUGGAGAAGUACUUACAGAUACUGGCAAGAAGUCCUGGAAACUGGGAGCCCCCAUUGGACAGGGCGGCUUCGGACUGCUCUAUCUGGCCGAUGAGAAUUCAUCUGAAACGGUUGGUGCUGGUGCCCCAUAUGUCAUCAAAGUGGAGCCCAGUGACAACGGACCACUGUUCUCAGAGCUCAAGUUCUACAUGCGAGCUGCCAAGCCGGAUCUAAUUCAGAGUUGGAUGAAGUCUCACAAGACAAAGUAUUUGGGAGUGCCAAAGUACUGGGGGUCUGGACUGCAUGAGAAAGGAGGGAAAAGGUACAGGUUCAUGGUGAUGGACCGGUUUGGGACGGACCUGCAGAAGAAGUUUGAGGAGAGUGGGAGGAGGUUCCCCCGAAAACUGGUCCUGCAGCUCGGACUGAGACUCCUUGACAUUCUGGAGUACAUCCAUGAGCAUGAGUAUGUCCACGCUGACAUCAAAGCCUCCAACCUCCUCCUCAGCCACGACAACCCCAAUCAGGUUUAUUUAGUAGAUUAUGGGCUGGCCUAUAGGUACUCUCCUGAAGGCAUACUGAAGGAGUACAAGGAGGACCCUAAGAGGUGCCACGACGGGACCAUCGAGUUCACCAGCAUCGACGCACACAAAGGAGUCUCACCUUGUAGAAGGAGUGAUCUGGAGAUCCUGUGGUACUGUAUGGUCCAGUGGCUCUGUAGUAAACUGCCCUGGGAAGACAAGCUGCAAGACUCUCUCUACGUCAGAGACUCAAAACUACGAUGCAGAGAUAACGUCUCAGAGUUCAUGUCUAAGUGUUUCUCCUCACAAGACAAGCCAGACGAACUUCAGAAGUUUAUGGAGGAGGUGAAGACUCUAGGCUACACAGACAAGCCGGCCUAUCAGAAGCUCCGGUCCAUUCUGGAGGCGGGGCUCAAGUCGAUCGGCGCCAAAGAUGACGACAAGCUGGAGUUCUCCUCGGUCAACGGAGUCGGGCCAUCGUCCUCUGUCGAGAAGACUCCCAAAAGAAAGAGAGCGGUAGAUUAUAAAGAGGAGGCUGAUGACGAGACCGACGGCACUCCCGCCAAGAAAAGAAAAGCUGAAAAGAAAGAGCUGAAUGGAGUGAAAAGGGUAGUCGUCCCCAAGAAGAAAGCGACCCUUAAAAAGACUGCUGCUAGCCCAAAGAAGAAGGCUGCUAGCCCCAAGAAGAUACUGGUGGAGAUGGCUACUCAGACCACUCCUGGCCUGAAGAGAGGCAGAGGUAGACCCAAGAAAAAGGCAGAUCCAUUAGAAUCAGAAUGAGUUGUUCUUCUCAUUCUGUGUUCCAGCCACCCUCGCUCACCUUCCUCUCACUGUCCGCUUUUUAAAGUGGAACUGACAGCUUUAAUUUGAACUACUUUGCCGAUAUUAAACAAACAAUCAUAAUACCAGUCAAAAAAAGUCAAAUUCCCAGUUUACGCUACAAAAUCGCUUUGUAACGGUUUUAAGAAAUAGCUUCUAUUUGACUAAACAUUCCAUGAUGUACACUAAGGCAUUGUUGGCAGAGUAGAUGGAUGCAGUUCAAUGCAUGAUUAAUAUAAUUCGCCCCAAAAAUAUU
Molecule: messenger RNA, 1734 nt
Organism: Salvelinus sp. IW2-2015
Lineage: Eukaryota; Metazoa; Chordata; Actinopteri; Salmoniformes; Salmonidae
Gene: vrk1
Product: VRK serine/threonine kinase 1
Biological process (GO): peptidyl-serine phosphorylation; signal transduction
Cellular component (GO): nucleus; cytoplasm
Molecular function (GO): ATP binding; protein serine/threonine kinase activity
Source: RefSeq, a predicted model, not a curated record